Protopolystoma xenopodis is the source of this 1320-nucleotide messenger RNA. The record is from the annotation of a GenBank genome assembly. Lineage: Eukaryota; Metazoa; Platyhelminthes; Monogenea; Polystomatidea; Polystomatidae.
UUCAAUUCCGAAUCCGGCUCAGAUCACAAAUCCGUUUCCGAUUUCAAAUACGGCUCUGAUCACAAAUCUGGUUUCGAUUCAGAUUUUGAUUCUUAUUCCGUGUUCGGCUCUGAUUCCAAAUCCGGUGCUGAUUUCAAAUCCAGAUCGGAUCGCGAAUUCGGUUCUAAUUCAGAUUUUGAUUCUGUUUCCAAAUCGGAUCACAAAUACGGUUUCGAUUACGAAUCCGGCUCUGAUUACAAAUCCGGUUCCGAGUCAGAUUUUGAUUCUGAUUCCGAGUCCGGCUCUGAUCCCAAAUCCGGUGCUGAUUUCAAGUCCAGAUCGGAUUGCAAAUCCGUUUCUGAGUCAGAUUUUGAUUCUGAUUCCAAUUCCGGCUCUUAUCUUAAAUCCUGUUAUGAUUUCAAGUUUAGUUCGGAUCACAAUUCCGGUUUUGAUUCCAAAUCCGGAUUUGAUCACAAAUCCGUUUCCGAUUUCAAAUACGGCUCUGAUCACAAAUCUGGUUUCGAUUCAGAUUUUGAUUCUUAUUCCGUGUUCGGCUCUGAUUCCAAAUCCGGUGCUGAUUUCAAAUUCAGAUCGGAUCGCGAAUUCGGUUCUAAUUCAGAUUUUGAUUCUGAUUCCAAGUCCGGCUCUUAUCUUAAAUCCUCUUAUGAUUUCAAGUCCAGAUCGGAUCAAAAAUACGGUUUCUAUUCCAAAUCAGGCUCUGAUCCUAAAUCCGGUUCCAAAUCAGAUUGUGAUUUAGAUUUUGAUUCCCCCUCCGAUCAAAAAUCCAGUUCUGAUUUAGAGUCCGGUUUUAAUCAUAUAUCUGGUUCCGAUUAUGAUUUUGAUUCUGAUUUCAAGUCCGCAUCAUAUCUUAAAUCCGAUUUUGAUUCUGAUUCCGAGUUCGGCUCUGAUCCCAAAUCCGGUCCUGAUUUCAAGUCCAGAUCGGAUCGCAAAUUCGGUUCUGAGUCAGAUUUUGAUUAUGAUUCCAAGUCCGGAUUUUAUUUUAAAUCCUGUUAUGAUUUCAUGUCCAGAUCGGAUCACAAAUAUUGUUUCGAUUCCGAAUCUUGCUCUGAUCCCAAAUUCGGUUCCUACUCAUAUUGUGAUUUAGAUUCUGACUCCCCCUCCGAUCAUAAAUCCGAUCGGAUCCCAAUCCGAUCGGAUCACAAAUACGGUUUAUAUUCCGAAUCCGGCUCUGAUCCCAAAUCCGGUUCCAAAUCAGAUUGUGAUUUAGAUUCUGAGCCCCCCUUUGAUCAUAAAUUUGUUUCCGAUUUAGAGUUCGGCUUUAAUCAUAUAUCCGGUUCCGAGUCAGAUUUUGAUUCUGAUUCCAAGCCCGGUUUAUCUUAA